[Candida] anglica is the source of this 1521-nucleotide messenger RNA. The record is from the annotation of a GenBank genome assembly. Lineage: Eukaryota; Fungi; Ascomycota; Pichiomycetes; Serinales; Debaryomycetaceae.
AUGACUGUCACUGUUUUUGAACACGACCACCUUUUAUCGGAAAGGGCCAAGGCUCGUUCGUUCCUGCAUUUCUCACAGGGACCCACUGAUGGCGCCCCUGAAGGGUUCAAACCACAUCCCAAGCCCUUGGCAUUACACUGGGGGAUGCCCAACCCAGGGUUUUUCCCCAUUGAUCUGAUCGACGUGAACCUUGUAGACUAUCCGUUCCAAAAGUCGUUGUCUCUUCCCACCACCAAUGCGUCGGUUGAGUCCUUGAUCCCUCAGGGGAAAUCCACUGGUCGCAGUGUCACCAUUGCCAAGAAGGAAGACGAUGCCGAUAUCAUUGACAUUUCGCGUGGACUUCAAUACAGUGAAGUUGAGGGACUCCCACAACUCCGUCAAUUUGCCCGUGACUUUAUCAAGAGAACCCACGCACCAGCCUAUUCCGACUGGGAUGUCAUCAUCACCACUGGUGCUGGUGACGGGUUGAAUAAGUCUGCAGACUUGAUUUUGGAUCCAGAAGAUGUCAUUCUUAUUGAAGAAUUCACCUUUUCUCCAUUUCUUUCCAACGUGAAGGCCAAUGGCGGCAUUGCCGUCCCCUUGAAGCUCAAUUUGGACGCAGAAUCAGGACCUUUGGGGCUUGAUAUCGACUAUUUACAGAAUCUUUUGGAGAAUUGGUCUGAACUUAAACCCGGCUUAAAGAAGCCAAAGGCGAUUUAUACCAUCCCCACUGGUCAAAACCCCACAGGAGUCACACAACCGGUUGAAUUGCGUCGUAAAGUGUACGACUUAGCCGUGAAACACGACUUUAUUAUCCUUGAAGAUGAUCCUUAUGGAUACUUGGCACUCCCUAAAUACUCCAAGCCCGAAGGUCUCUUAAGAUUGGGACAGUUUUUGGAAAUCGAUGAGUAUUUGGAAUCUCAUUUGACCCCAUCUUACCUCACUCUUGAUACCACUGGCCGUGUAGUUCGUAUUGAAACGUUUUCCAAGUUGUUUGCCCCAGGGCUUCGUCUUGGGUUCAUUGUGGCACAGAAACGAGCCAUUGAUGUGAUUGGAAAAUAUGCUGCCUUGGUGACCCGGUCACCUUCCGGUACUUCUCAAUUGAUUGUCCAGAAUGUAAUCCAAAAGAAAUUUGGUGGCGUGGACGGAUGGAUUGAAUGGAUCCUCAAGAUGCGUGUCACUUAUGCCCACCGUCGUGACGUUCUUCUUCUGCAAUUCUACGAGUCUGACGCCUAUAAGAAGGGGUACCUCGACGUCAUAGAUCCGCUGGCCGGUAUGUUUGCCCUGGUGAUCAUCAAAUUCCCCGAGGGCACCACUGACGCAGAUGCCAAGACGAAGUUGCUCAACUGGAAAUUCGUUGCCUUUGGUGUCGGGGUUGUCCCAGGGGCCAACAUGGCGGUAGACAAGGACUUCAGUGCCGAGAGAUCCAACUUUUACAGAAUCACGUUUGCCCCAGCCAACGAUGACGAAGAGUUGACCGAAGCGGGCCAAAGGUUUGUUGGAGCUGUUGAAGAGUUCUUCGAAAAGGGAUUGAAGUUUUAG